GACCAAGUCAAGCUACCGCCAAAAGCGCACACCGUUGAUUUCUCCCUGCCCUGGACUGAGUAUUCCAUGGGGUCACCACCAUACCACAGGACACCCCAGCAGCUCACAAAUGUUUACAGCCACCCACUCACUCUCUCCUCCUCCUGCUUAUCUAUUUUAUUAUCCUUUUAUUUAUCUGUUUGCGAACUUUUUUCACCAUUAUUAUCACUAAUUACAUUAAUUAAUCACACUCAAAGUCAAAGCCAGCAAAGCCUAAUCAGGCUUCAAUUAAUACACUUUGAAAAGCUCUUGUGCUUUUUGGGUCUGGAUUCCGUUUUCAGAUGUUACCUGCAGACUAGAAGAAGAUCCAGAGCAAACCCCAUGUGCGCACACCACCUGUUCGGUCAAAUGUCUCAGUGAAGCAAACCCGCUGGGGGGGGGGGGGGGAGAGAGAGAGAGAGAGAGAGACAGACAGAAGAAAUUCCAAAGUUUGGAUUUUUAAACCCAUAAAACAAUUGUAUGGUUUGCAGAGCUUUCACACACAUCAUUACAGCUAAUCACAAUCAUUGGCAUUGGCAUUCUGCCUGAGAGCCCCCCCAAGUCUCUAUAAAUAUCAACCACUCUGUCUUCUCAGUCUUGCAGUUGUUUUUUUUAGUCUUUUAGGUAAUUCUUUGCAGACCCAGAUAAAUACUGGGAUCUGGCCACCCAAAAGCUACCCCACUUAGGUCUUCCCCGAAACCCUCCAACCCAUUAUUGCUUUGGGAUUUGUGCUUCUGGGGUUUCAUUGCAAUUGAUCUAUUCUUUCUGCUUACAUUGAUUGAAUCUUUAUGUUUUAGUGUUUUGUUGCCUUUCUUUGUCAUUGUUUGACUGAUUUGCUUAAUGGGUGGCCACUCUCCAUUUGCUUUUCCUUGCAUUUUGCUUCUUUUCUUGGGGGGUUGUUUUGCUUCUGUUCAAGAUCAAGUGAGGGAUAGAAUCACACAAUUGCCAGGACAGCCAACUGUGGGGUUUGCUCAGUACUCUGGUUAUGUAACUGUCAAUAGGAAAGCCGGUAGAGCAUUGUUUUACUGGUUGACUGAAUCCCCUGCAAAUCGUCGGCCCGAGUCUAGACCACUAAUGUUGUGGCUUAAUGGUGGCCCUGGUUGCUCUUCUGUUGCUUAUGGAGCAGCUGAAGAGAUUGGACCAUUUCAUAUUAGACCUGAUGGAAAGACCCUUUACUUGAAUCCCUAUGCUUGGAACAACUUGGCAAAUUUGCUAUUCCUUGAAUCACCAGCUGGUGUCGGCUUUUCAUAUACGAAUACGAGCUCAGAUUUGUAUACAGCCGGAGACCAGAGAACAGCUGAAGAUGCGUAUGCAUUUCUAGUCAAUUGGUUCGAAAGGUUCCCACAGUACAAGCACAGAGAUUUCUACAUUGCUGGAGAAAGUUAUGCAGGUCAUUAUGUUCCUCAGUUGUCUCAAAUCAUUUAUGAGAGAAAUAAGGGAAAGAAGAACCCAAUUAUUAAUUUCAAGGGAUUUAUGGUGGGAAAUGCUGUGACUGAUGAUUAUCAUGAUUAUGUUGGCACAUUUGAAUACUGGUGGAACCAUGGUUUAAUUUCUGAUUCUACCUAUCGAUCGCUACGUGUAACCUGUGACUCUGGAUCCUCUCAGCAUCCGUCAGUGGACUGCAUGAGGGCGCUUGAACUAGCAGAAAUGGAGCAGGGAAACAUCGAUCCAUACAGCAUUUAUACUCGUCCUUGCAAUAGCACUGCAUCCCUAAAGCGUAAUUUGAGGGGUCAUUAUCCAUGGAUGUCCAGAGCAUAUGAUCCCUGCACUGAGAGGUAUUCUGAAGUUUAUUUCAACCGUCCAGACGUUCAAAAGGCACUCCAUGCCAAUGUAACUAAAGUUUCUUAUCCAUGGCAAACAUGCAGUGAUAUUGUUGGAAACUACUGGGCCGAUUCUCCUCUGUCCAUGCUUCCGAUUUACAAGGAGCUCAUAGCUGCUGGUCUUAAGAUAUGGGUAUUCAGUGGAGACACUGAUUCAGUGGUUCCUGUGACUGCUACUCGUUACUCCAUAGAUGCUCUGAAGCUACCAACCAUUACCAACUGGUUUCCAUGGAACGACAAUGGCAAGGUUGGCGGCCGGAGCCAAAUAUACAAGGGUCUGACAUUUGUCACUGUGACCGGAGCUGGGCACGAGGUUCCACUCCAUCGACCUCGCCUAGCUUUCAUUCUUUUCCGAUCAUUCUUGGAGAGCAAGCCAAUGCCAAGUUAGAUCGAUUCGAUCUUAUUCACAUAUUCUUGAUGGAUAAGCACACAAACACCUGGAAUUGCAGCAAUUGUUCAUACCCAGGACCCUAGAAAACACAAAAUAAAAGCAGCAUUCAUCUCGAGUGCCCCUCCAUUCUUGCUCCGAGUAGCGACAUUUAAUAGUCCGUUUUACCGACAAGUACGAACAGUUAAGAGUAAACAUUGGAAUUGUUCUAUACGUUUUGUAUUACAGAUAUAUAUUCUUUAUAUUGGUAUUUGAUUUAGUGGGAUUGCAGAAUUGAUUUUUGUAUGAAAAGGAUGAUGUUUCUUUGAGUUCAAAGCAAUGCCCAAAGUUAACGGCGGAAUUAGAUGCUUGGUUUCUUCGGAUCCAAGAAAUAAUGCAUAUUAUUUUGGAGGGUUCAGAUUACAUCAGUUAAACCCGCAGUGGCCAUGUUAGACAA
Molecule: messenger RNA, 2662 nt
Organism: Malus domestica (apple)
Lineage: Eukaryota; Viridiplantae; Streptophyta; Magnoliopsida; Rosales; Rosaceae
Product: serine carboxypeptidase-like 27
Biological process (GO): proteolysis
Molecular function (GO): serine-type carboxypeptidase activity
Source: RefSeq, a predicted model, not a curated record